CCUCAGCAGAGCCCAGGGCUGGCUGUGUGUUGCUGCCUUGGGUGCCCUUGGAGCAGCCCCGUUUGCAUGGACACACGUGAAGCAGGGAUUUGUCCGGGGCUCCGCUCCGGAGAGCACGGCCCUGUGUGUGUCCGUGUGCGUCCCUGAUCGGGAGGGAAUGUCCCGACCGUGGCAGGGCCAGCGAGCACUGCCCUGGCCCUGCCCAGCCCAGAGCAGCAGCUGCCCAGGCUCACAAGCAGCCCGAGUGCAGCUGGCUGGGGCCGGCAGCUGCCCGCUGCAGGUGUGCGCAGGGCGGAUCCGCUUCCCGCGCGGUGCCGCUGGUGUGUGCGAUGGGACACGGCUGUCUCUUGUCGCCGGCCGUGCCCAAGGUGCUCGUGUCGCUCGUAGUGCCGGUGCCGUGAGAGGCGGGGCUGAGCCCCGGGGCGGAGCUGGCGGCGGCCCAGAGGAGGCGGCACGGCCGCAGCAGAGCCGGGGCUCAGGGGCACAGCGAGGCUCGGCCGGCGGAGCGGCGCCAUGCGGCGGGCUCGGGCCGCGGGGCUGCCGGCGCUGGCCGCGCUGCUGCUCGUGACUUCAGGCAGAGCCCAGGUGCAGCAGGAGCCAUUCCUGGAGACCACCGAGGGCACCGGCAUCAACAUCAACUGCUCACACUCCAGCAAACGUAGCACUGAUUACAUCCAUUUCUACCGUCUGCUACCGGGCCGGGGACCCGAAUUCCUCGCAGCUGCCUAUACAGGCUCCAAGGAUGUGGCGGCGAUUGCAGGAACGCUGUCGGUGUCGGAGGACGGGCGCUCCAGCGCGCUGUGGCUGGCUGUGCCCCGGCGCGGGGACGCGGCCGUGUAUUACUGCGCGCUGGGGGCCACGGGCAGAGGAGCCGGGGCUGCGGCCGGGCACGAACCGCCGCGGGCGGGGCCGGGCGGGGCCAGCAGGGGCCGCUGCCGCUCCGCCCGCCGGGCUCCCGGGGCGCGGCUCCGCAGCUCCUUCCUCUGCCCCGAGCCCGCCCGCACCGGCCCCGCACGGCCCCGCACGGCCCCGGCGCGCCGCACAACCCGCCUGCGACCCGCGCUCGCACGCUCGCCACGCACCGCCCGGCCUCCCCUCGCUCCCGAGCCCGCCGCUGCCUCACGCCAAACUGCUGCGGGCUGCGCCUCUGCCGCCGCCUCUCGCCCUCCGGACACGGCUGCUGCUGCUCUCGGCCUGCUUUGCAAAGCCACGAGCUGCUCCUUGACAGCACCUGGGCUGGGAGCUGGCAAAGCAGCUGCACUGACGGGCACACGGGGGCUAAAUAAUGCAGUGCUGUGGCGUCAAGGGGUCAUGGAUUGAGAGAGGUUUUCAGUGAGGCUUUCUGAGGUGACCGAGGAAUGUCCACCUCUGUCUCUGCAGAAAUGUCUCUGUUCCAUACUGCAAGGAGAAUAAGAAGCAGCAUUCUCCCAGGGAUGGGUAGUGGACGUGUACUUUCAAUCCCACCCGAGUUUGGAAUUCACUUCUCUACCUUUUGUUCUCAUCCUCGGAUGUCCACACACGCCCUUGGAUGUGCAUU
This is a messenger RNA of Motacilla alba alba, 1537 nucleotides long. RefSeq lists its product as uncharacterized. The record is from RefSeq and is a predicted model, not a curated record. Bases 514 to 1320 code for a protein of 268 amino acids. Gene Ontology annotation, biological process: response to bacterium. The transcript has 3 exons. Lineage: Eukaryota; Metazoa; Chordata; Aves; Passeriformes; Motacillidae.